Insectozyma verbasci is the source of this 711-nucleotide messenger RNA. Lineage: Eukaryota; Fungi; Ascomycota; Pichiomycetes; Serinales; Debaryomycetaceae. The record is from the annotation of a GenBank genome assembly.
AUGACUAGUAUUCAAAAAAGAUCAGGGAAUACUAAGAAAUCAGUUAGUUUCAUAGAUAAAGAAUCAUCAAAGAAGGAAAAAGAAUUAAGUAUUGUUGAUAAUGUAGUACCAUCCAUCAAAAAUCCAAUUUCAGUUAUACCAUUUCAUAAUCUUAUUAUAAUCUAUGGAAUGUUUAAAUUUGGAAUAACGAAAGAUGUAGAAUCAAUAAUGUUGAAAUCAUAUAUCACAUCUAUUCCAAUUCAAUUCAUUUAUAAUUAUAUAAUAUUUAAACAUUUACCAAAGAAGAAUUCGACAAAUGUUAAUCUUUCAUUAUUAUUAAUUUCAUCAAUAUUUAUUAGUUUGGUAUUGGCAAUUCCAUUACAUGUUAUUCUUGUUUUAUUUGGUGCUCCAAUUUAUAAAUAUUCAGUCAAGACAUUUUACUUAUCAUUACAUCUUUCACAAUUGAUAUUCAGUCCUUUAAUUAUAUUAUACACUUUAGAUUUAAAUCAAUUUACAAAGUUGUUUAAAUUAGAUAAUAUUUAUUCUUCAAUUUUUACAAAUUCAAUUUUAUCUAUGGUUUUAUUAAGUCUUGGUGGGUGUUGGUUAGGUGUUAUUCCUAUUCCUUUGGAUUGGGAUAGACCUUGGCAACAAUGGCCAAUUACGUUAUUAGUUGGUGGUUAUAUUGGUGGUUUUAUAGGUAGUUUAAUCUCAUUAAUUAAAUAUAUAAGAUGA